AACUGUUUAUCAUUUAUGUCAAAAGUCGAAAGAAAUAUUUCGUUUUGCUGCAGCGUAACAGCCUAUUUGCUUUGUCCGGCUUUUCGAAAAAAUAAAAAUCCACAUAACUUUUACAUGAAGAAUCUAUAUAUACAUAAAUAAGAAUCAAGAAUGCAGAGUGUUAUAAAUACAGUAAAAGGCACAGCUCUUGGGGUCGCCGGUUACUUGACACCAGUUUUGAAGGAAUCUAAAUUCCAAGAAACUGGUGUUCUAACUCCUGAAGAGUUUGUGGCGGCUGGUGAUCACCUGGUGCACCACUGUCCCACCUGGCAGUGGGCGAAGGGAGAGGAGUCUAAAAUCAAACCAUAUCUACCAGCUGAUAAGCAAUUCCUUAUAACAAGGAAUGUACCAUGCUAUCGGAGAUGCAAGCAGAUAGAAUACUGUGAGGAUCAUGAGAAAAUAAUUGAAGAUGAAAAUGAUGGAGAAGGUGGCUGGGUGGAUACGCAUCACUAUGACUCUGCAGGAUCACCAACUGUUGAAGAGAAGGUAUGCGAGAUGACAUUAGAUGCAGCUGAAACAGGAGAUAGUGAUGGGGAUGGGGAUGGGGAUGGAGACGAUGACGAUGAUGGAGAUGAUGGGGAGGCUGAGGAUAUGGAGCACUUCCAGGAGUCUGGCUUGUUGGAUGAGGUGGACCCGUCGGUGGCGCUGAGCACGCGCGCGGCGCGGGGCGCGGCGGGGGGCGCGGGGCGGGGCGCGGCGGGCGGCGCGCGCGGCGGCGACGAGAUCGUGCGCACGCGCACGUACGACCUGCACAUCACCUACGACAAGUACUACCAGACGCCGCGGCUCUGGCUCAUCGGGUAUGAUGAGGAGCGCAAGCUGCUGAGCGUAUCGCAGAUGUACGAGGAUGUGUCGCAGGACCACGCCAAAAAGACGGUCACCAUGGAGACGCACCCGCACCUCUCCGGGCCAUCCAUGGCGUCCGUGCACCCUUGCAGGCACGCCGAAGUAAUGAAGAAGAUAAUAGAAACGGUGACAGAGAGCGGCGGCUCGCUCGGCGUGCACAGCUACCUCAUCGUGUUCCUGAAGUUCGUGCAGACCGUCAUACCGACCGUUGAAUAUGACUUCACGCAGAACUUCACUAUACACUAAUCUACCAUUUUCUACCAUAAAAUUCUAUCAAAUAUUUAUAAUCUACCAUAUUCUACCAUAAGCUUCUGUCAAAUACUUUUUUUUUUAGAAAACAAAUUUGCAAUCUCUGUAUAGCUAGUGGUAGAUGGAGGAUGGAAAUACAAGAUUUGAUAUUAACUACCAUCGCCAGAGUUUUAAUGUCUAACAUCUGAGUAGAUACGUUUAUAUUUUACGGUCGAUAAAUAUACGAGCAUUAUUAUGAAUAAAAUUCUUCUAUAGUUUGGAAUAAAUUGUGUGCAAAAAUAUCAAUUUUAAAAAUUAACGUCACUCCUCAGUGUCAGAUAACACAUAUUUAUCUGGCAUCCCUUCCAAUUAAUUUACAAUGAGUUUAUUUCUAUUCACGUAAUUGAAAGUAUAUUAAUUGAUUGAAUAAUUACUCGCACGCUUAAGAGCCAGUGUAGCGCUAGUGUCGCUAGUGCAUGACCUAAUUUGAAAGCACAAUUAAUAAUUAUAAAUGAUGGUUUGAUUUUGGAGAGGAAAGGCAUUUUUGCUGCUCAUCAAGCGAGAGUUAAGAUUCACCAUAAGCAGCUGAUGAUCGGACGGAACAAAUAAAAUUACAAGUCUUAUCAGAUUGAUUUUUAUUUAUUUGCCGAACAUGGUGAUAUUUUAGACUCGGAAGUAUGUCGAUAAAAAAUAAUAGUUCAGGGCGAUACAUGUACAUACUUUAUAGUUGAUUUGAUAAUAAUAAAAACGAAAAAAAAUAAGUUUUGCAAAAAAAAGCAGCAGAAAUAACAAAUGUGCUAAGAAAUGUGAUAUUGUAGGAUUCGUUUGCGGCUGAAUGCAUUUAUAAUUCUAUGCUGCUAGAAAUCACAAAUGGUUUGUAAUAAAGCAAUGAAAUGCAUAGUUAAAAAUCUUUUAUAUAUUUUUAAUUUCCUGUAUCGAAUCACAGAUAUUUCUGCAUUUUUUAGAACAGCAUGUAGGUUUAGUACCCAUAGGUGUUGGUUAUUCAGAAACAACUAUAAAUACUUGAAUGCCCAAUAUUGUUUGUAAGUCAACCUUUUAUUCGUACAAAAUACGCUCUUUCUGUGUUUAUUAUAUAGUUUUAGAUUCGAUAGUUUUUAGUUGAUAAGUUCAAAUCACCACCCAAUAAUUACCACCAAAUAAACUUAGCUUCUUUAAAAGCUUCUUUAAUAAAUAUUUAAGCACUGCUUUAUUCCUUUUUAUUAUUAUAUAACUUGAAAGACAGAUGCAGUUAAAAUUAUCCAAACUAAUUUUUACGAAUAGGGGCCUAUGAUCUGGAGGCCUACCGUGACGUCAUAAAGCAGUAAAUGAUCAUUUCAAAAUUUUAGGCUUCAAAAUAUUCAGGAUUUCAUUCACUUUUUGUGUUUAAAAAUUAUCUUAUUCUGAAAAUGUCGCAAUCGCGAAGUGACGUCAUAAAGUCAGGAAUACAUUACUAUGAAUGUCAUAGUUAUAGAUUUUCGAACUUUUUUUGUAUCUGAACAAAAUUUAGCAAAACACAUCUUUAGUUUGCCGCAUGUAUAACGUCAUCACAUCAUUUAAUCCAUGCGACAAAAACUGAACAAAAACAUUUUCUGUGGAUGUAAAAGCAAGAUAAAGAAAUAUUAUUUUUUCUUUCAUGGUCUUAUUAAAAAUGAAGUGUUGUCAAUGCCAGUGUGGGAAAGUGAUGGCGCUAGACCACGUAUCUAGUCCCGUCCUGCUUUAGGACGUCAUAGUAACCUCCCUGUAACGUAAACACGAACUGACUGUCUAUAAAUUAUGACAAUCUGUAUGAUAAGUUAUUCUUGUAUAAUUACUCUUUCCUUAGUCUAAAUUGGUUGGGUAAAUAAAUAAUCGUGGAAUAAUUCUACACCUGCUAAUGAAAAUAUCGCAUGGAACAUUGGACUAAAUAAAUAUCAGUACAAAAACAGAUCUCAUGAGAACUGAUAAAAAAUAUUAAAAAAUUUACAUGUUUUGAAUGUGAUAUUCUGUGGAGAUAUUGUAGUGUUUAUUAUAUGCCACUUCGUCAAAAUUAUUCGUUGCCAUUAUUUGAAUGUAGUUUAUGCUCUAUGUACGGAUCUCAAUAUAGAUCAAUUAUCAAGCUUUUUGUAAUUUUUAAUGUAUGUUAAGCUUGAUUUUGUUAUUUAAAUAAAUAAUUAUUUUGCGA
Zerene cesonia (dogface butterfly) is the source of this 3274-nucleotide messenger RNA. It is a transcript of the gene Atg3, whose product is annotated as ubiquitin-like-conjugating enzyme ATG3. Lineage: Eukaryota; Metazoa; Arthropoda; Insecta; Lepidoptera; Pieridae. Gene Ontology annotation, biological process: autophagosome assembly; nucleophagy; autophagy of mitochondrion. Gene Ontology annotation, molecular function: Atg8-family ligase activity. The transcript is spliced from 7 exons. The coding region runs from base 151 to 1131 and encodes 326 amino acids. Gene Ontology annotation, cellular component: cytosol; cytoplasmic ubiquitin ligase complex. The record is from RefSeq and is a predicted model, not a curated record.